This is a messenger RNA of Rangifer tarandus platyrhynchus (Svalbard reindeer), 366 nucleotides long. The record is from the annotation of a GenBank genome assembly. Lineage: Eukaryota; Metazoa; Chordata; Mammalia; Artiodactyla; Cervidae.
AUGUUCUCGAAGGCUCGUCUCCCUGGGUCUAUCAAACCGCAGUUCCUGCUGUGUGUUCUUACCCCCUUUCUGGAUGCUACUUAUGAACGUAGACCCUCUGGGAAAUUCCCUGGUGGUCCAGUGGUUAGGGGGGCUUCCCAGGUGUGGCUCAACAGUAAAGAAUCCGCCUGCAGUACAAGAGACACAGGAGACACGGAUUCAAUCCCUGGGUUGGGAAGAUCCCCUGAAGGAGGGCAUGGCAACAUGCUCCAGUGUUCUUGCCUGGAGAAUCCCGUGGACAGAGGAGCCUGGCGGGCUACACUCCAUGGGAUCGCGAAGAGUCAGACACGGCUGAAGCAACUGAGCACGCACUCACCCAGUGCUUAG